CCCCCGCCUUCCUGCUGUCACUUCGAGCAGCUCGGAAACCAGUUUUUUUCAAAAAUGGAACCCUGUUCCUGCGACACUUUUGUGGCAUUACCUCCAUCAACAAUUGAUAACAGGAUUAUUUUUGGAAAAAAUUCAGAUAGACUCUGCAACGAAGUACAAGAGGUAGUUUAUUUUCCUGCUGGAGUUCAUAACUUGGGAGAACAGCUUAAGUGUACUUACAUAGAAAUUGAACAAGUUCCUGAAACAUAUGCUGUUGUCCUUAGUCGCCCUGCAUGGUUGUGGGGGGCAGAAAUGGGAGCCAAUGAGCAUGGAGUUUGCAUUGGGAAUGAAGCUGUAUGGGGAAGAGAAGAAGUUUGUGAUGAGGAAGCCUUGCUGGGCAUGGACCUUGUCAGAUCUGUCUUUAAGCCUUUUAUAUUUGUGCCACAUAUUUCACAAUUAUUGGAUACCUGUUCACCCACAUUUGAACUUGAAGACCCAGUUAAAAAGAAGGCACAGUGUAAACCUGACAGAAGACAUCCACUCUACCUGGAACAGCAACAGGCAAGGGAUGCAAUCGAUAAUAAGGAAAAAGCCAAAACAAUGUUGGACAAUAUGAAGAAGCUGGAGAAAGAACUAUUCAGAGAGAUGGAAUCAAUCCUCCAAAACAAGCAUCUUGAUGUAGAUAAAAUGGUUAAUCUCUUUUCUCGGUGUGUAAAAGACGAAAUUAGAAUUUAUAAGUCAAAUAUUGGUCCUUAGUGAUUAUAUAAAUGGUAAGAAACCUUUCUCAAAGCUAGAAUUUAUUGCCUUGGUAGUGAUAUCUACCUACUUUGAGCAGAUCUGAUUAUUCUUUAAUAGCAUACAAGAGAUAUUUGGAUGAAAUAUAUAGUUGUGGGGAAAUAUUGAAAAAGAAAGCUUUGAAAUCAAACUUAUGACAGGAUAGCUAGGUGUAACUUUAGGUAAUGCUGUUGCUUUUAAUCACAAUGGCUAUUUUUGUCACAAUGAUUAAGUAUUCAAUUCUACAUAAAGCAUGAAAUGUGAACGAUGUAUAGAUUUAUGUUGAUUAUAUCCAGAACUCAGAUUUUUAGUCUUGAAAAAAAAUCUCAAAUUAUGAGGCUUUUCUUUUUUGUUUAGGAAAACAUUAACUGGGUAUGAAGAAAAAUUUCCAUAUUUCCAUAUUGUCUUUGUCAUCAUAGUGUAUUAAUUCUGUAAAUUCCCUUUUAUGAAACCCAACAUAUUCGUCACUACGUGGCUGAUGGGUGAACUUACAGUUCUCGCCAUCCUGCCUCCUUCCCUUUAUCCCCUUCUCCCUUGGAAACCACAAGAUCAACUCUAGAUUUUUUUAUUGUCUCCAUAGUGGUAUUUUUUUUUUCAGACUAUUAUAUAUUUAGAAUCAGGAAGUAGACUUUUCAGAUUGUGUUGG
Messenger RNA from Octodon degus (degu), 1399 nucleotides. RefSeq names its product secernin 3 (gene Scrn3). The record is from RefSeq and is a predicted model, not a curated record. Gene Ontology annotation, biological process: proteolysis. NCBI's taxonomy places the organism in Eukaryota, Metazoa, Chordata, Mammalia, Rodentia, Octodontidae. Bases 55 to 735 code for a protein of 226 amino acids. Gene Ontology annotation, molecular function: dipeptidase activity; cysteine-type exopeptidase activity. The transcript is spliced from 5 exons.